CGUGUUUGCAGCUCAGCCAGUACGGCAUCAUAUGAUAUCUGUCAGAGGCCUAUCGUUGGUCACUCUUGGCUUCUCGUUAUCGACGCCGCAUCCGUCAUUACUUUGGGGGACACAGCAAGCAAGCAGUGCGAGAUUCCGUGUCUUGGAUGGAAGCCAUACCUCCUCACCAAGGCUACUCCGUAUAAGGAAGGGCUCGCGUUGUUCUCUCACCGAAUUUGCAGUUGUCUACCCGAAUUGGCAUCAGAAACCCAGUUUCAUUGGAUGACUCGUAUUGAUUAUUCUGUCUCUCUACCAUUGAUUUACAGCCAACUAAACUACUUUUACGCAGGUAACCGGGCAUGGAUCCUCUCUUGCAAACUUCAUGCAGAGUCCGCCUCAACAAGCGUUGCUACUCUCUUUCCUUUUUAGGAGUAUACAUACUUGUGGUGCACGGGGAGGAGUCGCCGGCCAUGCAGCACGAGAAGCAAAGCCGCUACAUGUAUUGGUGCCAUCAGGUCUAGUCGGCGGCUCCAAACCACCACCCUGGAUGUUGCAAGGCCAGCAGCGUACAGGACGGCAUGCAUAUGAUGCUGCAAGGAAUAUCGAAUAUGGUUCCAUCGCCGGCCUCCUCAGCCUCAUGCAUUCACAACUGAUGGGUGCAAUAUGGCAAUAUCGGCUUCACUGGCCUUUCUCUUUCUUGAUUUGCGGUAUAACAGUACCUGUCCUCAAUAGCUGAGACACACACGCACACACACAGGGAUGCUGCCUGGGAUAUAACUACUUAGUAUGUAUAUGUAUUCAUCAGGAUAUCAGAUGACAAGGCUACGUCAUCAAGGCGCUACGCCCAUAGUGCGUAGCGAUAUCGAAGGGCCUCUCCCUGCCUAGGAGCUGAUGGUAUGGGGGCUAGUCACCGCUUGUUUUAUUACACAAAACACUUAUAUCAGUAUGAUCUUC
Trichoderma asperellum CBS 433.97 is the source of this 933-nucleotide messenger RNA. RefSeq lists its product as uncharacterized. Lineage: Eukaryota; Fungi; Ascomycota; Sordariomycetes; Hypocreales; Hypocreaceae. The record is from RefSeq and is a predicted model, not a curated record.